AUGGCGGCCCUGCGCACCCUCCUGCUCCUCGGGCUGCUCCUUACGGCGCGGGGGCAGAGGGCGGCGCAGAGACGGCGGCCGCCCUCUCCCCAGAGUGCGCUUGAAAAAGUGGUGGCUCAGGAGCCGCUCAGCCUCCACCAGCUCUCAGGGAAGUGGUUCCUGGUCGGCAUGGCCUCCCGCUGCCGCUACCUGGCAGAGCACAGCCACCAGCUGGAGGCCACCACAGUGACAGUGACCGUCCUGGAUGGGCAGAGCCUGGCCAUCAGCACCUUCAGGAAGCUGGACAGGAUGUGCUGGGAAAUCAGGCAGCACUACCUUCCCGCCCUGGCUCCUGGACACUUCCUGCUGAAUGGCCAUAGGAAAAGCAGCAAAGUGGAUGUGGUGGUAGGUGAGGCUGACCCCAGCUUCAUCAUCCUCUAUUACCAGAAGGGCCACAGCAUCUCUGUUAAGCUCUAUGGACGGAGCAGCCUGGUCAGUGAUGCCAUUGUGGACAAGUUCGAGCAGCGCGCCAGGGCUGUGGGGCUGAGUGAGGAUGUCGUCUACUACUUCCCCACCUAUGGGUUUUGUGACUCUGCAGAUGAGUUUCACAUUCUCGAUGAAACGAAGCUGUAGGUGCAGAUGGAGUUGCCAAGGGGUCCCAGAGCUCAGCCCUCACCUCAGCCAGCUGCCCAUGGCCACACAGACCUGAGCUCCUGAGCCCCUCCAGCUGUGCUGGCAGUUGUGUCUGUCCUUGUCCUGUGCCCUCCCAGCUUGUGCCCCCCCCCCCUCUCCUCUGUGCCUCACUCUCCUGCAGGAGCCAGCAACACCCCAAUAAACACCUCAGAGAAGAA
Molecule: messenger RNA, 830 nt
Organism: Serinus canaria (Common canary)
Lineage: Eukaryota; Metazoa; Chordata; Aves; Passeriformes; Fringillidae
Gene: C8G
Product: complement C8 gamma chain
Exons: 7
Coding region: 1-612 (203 amino acids)
Biological process (GO): complement activation
Cellular component (GO): membrane attack complex
Source: RefSeq, a predicted model, not a curated record